Molecule: messenger RNA, 1635 nt
Organism: Geodia barretti
Lineage: Eukaryota; Metazoa; Porifera; Demospongiae; Tetractinellida; Geodiidae
Source: the annotation of a GenBank genome assembly
UGGCCACGCCUCUUUUAUGUUUAUAUCACGUGACCAAGACAUGUGACCAGGUAAUUCUCCGCGCAAUCGUCGGGUGUUCUGUCUUUUCCAGCUCUGUUCUGCCGUCCGUCGCUGCAGUGAAAGAUGUUGUGCCGAGUCCACCAUCAGAUCGUCUACUACACGGCGAUCGUCGCCAUAAUCUGCGUGGCUCUCUACUAUAACCUGGUGGGGCUCGGUAGCCAGGUGGAUAUCGGCUGGUUCCUGCAGAGCACGAGUCCCUACAUGUGGGCAGGUGUGGGAGCUGGUCUCUCUGUCUCGCUCUCCAUCAUUGGAGCUGCUUGGGGGAUCUUCCUCACUGGGGUCAGCAUCAUUGGGGGCGGGGUGAAGGCUCCCCGGAUCAAGACCCGUAAUCUCAUCAGCAUCAUCUUCUGCGAGGCCGUCGCCAUCUACGGGAUCAUCAUAGCCAUUAUUCUGGUUCAGAGGCUCAAGUCGGUCGGAGACGACUCCCUAUACUCAGACUAUGGAACCUACUCAAAGUCUGCGACCUUUGCAGGAUACUCUCUGUUCGGUGCCGGACUGAGUGUCGGGUUAACUAACAUUGCUUGUGGUUUGUCUGUGGGUCUGGUGGGGAGCGGAGCUGCUCUUGCAGACGCCCAGAAUCCCGCGCUCUUUGUGAAGAUCCUCAUCAUCGAGAUUUUCGCCAGUGCCAUUGGACUGUUUGGAGUUAUAGUUGGUAUAAUUCAGGCAACGAAGGCCAGCUUCCAGUAGGGUCUACUGUGUCUCAUGUUCUGUUCUUUGUAGGUUGUCACUUUUGUAUAGGCACAGAGUGUAGGUCAUUCACCAAAUGUGUGUCCUCUAUUGUAAGGUGUGUGAGUGAAAUUAUCUUCUGAAAAAGAACCAUGUUCACAGACUGUGUGACAAGUGUUAGUGAGUAUAUAUGCAUAGACACUGCAAUAUAUGAUGCAGUGAUGAUGUAAUGUGAUUGGUUGGUGGGUGACAUCAUCACCAGACAGGUCUAUGGGGAGGGGAGGUGGGUAGGUCAGCAAACUGUAGUUCUCUUAGCCCCUCAACAACGAUCCUAAUCCUGGCCUUCACCUGGCAGGCCUGUGCUGUCAGCUCCUCAGCUUUCUUGUUGAGCCCUGCCACCUUCUUCUCGAUGAACUGCAGAGCCUCAGAGCGAGUGAGUUCGACAAACACCCCAAACCCAACCGCCACACACAUGUGCUGUGGGUCUGGCACCAGAGCCUGGGAAUAGAAGUUGCAGCCGAGGUCCACCAUAGUCUUGAGGACUCCCUUUCUCUCUGUCCCUGCAUCCAGUCUCUCCAGGACCCGCUGCAGCUGGAGGUACUCUGCAAUGUCAGCGUACACCAAGUCCCGACUGUCCAGCAGAGUCUGCAGGUCUGUCUUGAGUCUGUUGUUGAGAAACCUCUCGUACUCUGCCACCUUCUUUGGGAGGUCUCCCCUCACUCCCGAGGCCUCUCUGCCAUUCCCCAACACCCCUCCCUCCUCUUCCAUCAUUAGUGAUUCAGAUUAUUUCCCCUCACGUCAACGUUUUUGGGGAUAAAUUCCUGCAAGUGAAUCAGUUGGGUGUCAGGCAAGCGGAAAGAACAACCGGCACCCAUUGGCAACAGCGAGAGAGGAGGAUGUCCGGACCGG